Physella acuta is the source of this 648-nucleotide messenger RNA. Its product is annotated as protein draper-like. The record is from RefSeq and is a predicted model, not a curated record. Gene Ontology annotation, molecular function: scavenger receptor activity. Lineage: Eukaryota; Metazoa; Mollusca; Gastropoda; Physidae.
AUGACGACGAACUUAUUUAUUCCAUAUGUGCUGACCAUAGGAAGAAACCUGGCUCUAAAACAGCAGGCAACAGACCCUAUCCCAGUGGAUGGGGAUACAAGCAACUCCAAUUGUUUGAACUCUAGCAGCUGGAGAGUUUCCUUGGCUAGACCGUCUUAUAUAAAUAGCAUCAUCAUCCACACCGACAAUGUCUGCAUCAAUCCCUAUUUCGACCAAGGAUGUGCCUCUAUGCACCAGCGUACGUGUCGACCGGAGUUCUGUCACAAUGUCGAGAGCUCAUGCUUGGAGUGCAUGCCACCAUAUAGGGUGUGCGAAAACGAUGCUCAGCAUAAAUACACGGACAUUGCCAACCCGCUUAUUAGAGACUGCGAACAUGGAACCUACGGCCAGGGUUGUGGCUUAAACUGUAGCGUCAAAUGUGAGAAUCAGACCUGUGACAGCAUCACAGGCCGGUGUUUGAGUUGUCCCCCUGGAUGGCGGGGAGACUACUGUGAACAGGAUUGUGAUAAACACUACUACGGAAAAAACUGUACGGAAACUUGCAGCGAAAACUGCGUCGACCAGCUGUGUAACAUAACAGAUGGCGUCUGUCUAAGCUGUCCUGUUGGGCGCCUGGGCGACUUCUGCGAUAAAGGUGGGUGGAAAUGA